This is a messenger RNA of Syngnathoides biaculeatus (alligator pipefish), 3857 nucleotides long. It is a transcript of the gene dennd2c, whose product is annotated as DENN/MADD domain containing 2C. The record is from RefSeq and is a predicted model, not a curated record. NCBI's taxonomy places the organism in Eukaryota, Metazoa, Chordata, Actinopteri, Syngnathiformes, Syngnathidae. The transcript has 19 exons. The coding region runs from base 663 to 3383 and encodes 906 amino acids.
UCCCACAUCCCAAAAGCAUGCAUUCAUUGGAAACUCUAUAUUGCGUGAAUGUGACUGGCUGGCAACCAGUUCAGGGUGUACCCUGCCUCCUGCCCGUUGACAGCGGGGAUAGGCUUGAGCACUCCCCGCGACCCUUGUGAGGUUAAGCGUCUAAGAAAAUGGAUGAAUGGAUGGACUUUAUUUUAAAACCCAUAACUCAUUUUUAUGGCUUUAUUUUGAAAGUUGUCAACGGAAGUUGUUUGAGUUUAGUCGUUUAAACUGAUACUUGAGGAAGGGCGAGGGGCAGUAAAAGUCUUUUUUUGUUGCCACUUUCUUUGUUGUUUUUGGACUGCAUAGUUAUAAGUGACACGCAUUCCAAACGCUGCGUGAGUCGAACUCAAUUUUUACAUUUUUCCGCUCCCAUCUUCUCGCCAAUCCUAUGUUUGAGUGCAGAUUUCCACGUCGCAAACGGUUCUCAUUGAACGAUGAGCGCCACUAAAGUCUUAAUUUUAAAUCAAACAUUUGAUCGCCAAGGGGGACGAGGAUGACAAUUGCACUUCAGUCCACGGGUUUACGAAAGGAGAUAAGGAGGCAAACACAAGAACAAGAAGGCACAUUAAGACUUCCUUGGCGCACUCCUGAAUGGAGAACUGGCGGCCAGCUGACUUUUGCCCCCUCUGAACAUGCUGGCUCUGAGUGCGGAGCAGGGCAGGCGAGGGGCUGCUAAAGUUGACCGUCUGCAGAAUGGGGCUGCUGUUGGCCGGCCAGGCUGCCAGUCUCCCGAGAGGGGGUGUAACAUCAGAGCGAGGAUCACCCAGUGGGAAGGUCGCAGCAAGAAUUUUGCAGCAAAGGCCAACCCUCUGAACAUCACUCAAAUUCCGUCUGAGGAUGUCCUGCACGAUGGCUGUUCGAACAAAGGCACAACCGGAGGCCUUCAUCCUAAAGAGCUUGCUAAAGCUCAGUGUUUGGCUUUAGAUUUUCUGGAAUCUCAAGUACAGACAAGAAACGGCACGAUUGGUACACCACCGGAGCCCUCGCAGAAAUGCUACACAAAAUAUUUAACCUCUAGGACACAAAACAAACCGAUGUUACCUUUUGUUGAUUCUAACACAGAAAAGAGAGCAGUCGAUGGUGAGGUAAAAUCCGACUCCAUCCUGGAUGGUGAUGUUGUGCCCAAGCAUCUACCGCUUGUCGCCAGUAACAAAGAAGACAACAUCCCCGCUGGGAACUUUUAUACUUCUCGGGGUUUCUGGAGGAAUCUUGAGGAGGACCGAUAUCUUUGGGAGAAAGGCAGAAGGCCCUUAGGCCAAGCUCCUCCGAAACCACAGCGGACGUUCAAGUAUCAGGGAGCGAAUGAGGACGCAGCCCCACAGAACAGCAGCUCAACUCACAACAAACAGCCCAGUGAAAGGGGUCGCAGGGGAGACCACCCGCCAAGCUUCCCACCCCCUCCAUGUCCUGUCACCAGGACCAACGGACUUUCAAGGCAUAAAAAAAACAGCAGAAGGUCCUUUGAGUACGAGGAUGCACUUCAUCUACGUGUGAAGCAAGGCACGCUGGGAAGCCAGGCUAGACACUUGGGCCUUCACCAUGCAUAUUCUGAUAAUAUUUAUGAAGACAUCGUCUGUGAAGCGACCCGAGAGAAUCCUUAUGAGGAUGUCAAGUUAGUCCCAAAGUGCCUUCCUACCACCAGACUUCACGGCUCAAAGCUCCACACAAAAGCCCAGCCCAUAAAGGGGGGCUCUGGAAAAGUCCAGAGGAAGACAGUCCCACCUGUACGGCCAACCAUUCCAGAUACUCCCAAGCCUGCAACCCCCCGGCGCAUAAGCAAUUAUAAAAUUCAGAAGACACCUCAGUACGUCAAUAAGAUUGAGACAAUAUUUGACGUCAAGCGAGGGAAGAAGAGAGUGAAGAAUCAAGGAGUUCCUGUACGAGGGGAGACCAGUGGAACUGAGAGCGACCCCGAAGACAAUGGAAAAGGUUUAAGGAGAUCUGUUUACAAACAGCCAGCACUGAAGCGCAAGUCAGGCUACCGCACGCUGGAGAAAGACCUCAUCCAGGCGCAAGAGCAGCAGCUUUUCCAGGUCUUUGUGGUGGUGUCCCUGAGGAAAGCCUCGCCAGCCAACACCUACUCCCCCGAAAUAACGCAGCAGUUCCCCAAAAUGUUUGAAAAGUCAUCCAGACUCUCGAAGGAAGCCGAAGACCAACUGAAGGUCAUCCCCAAAUUUUGCUUCCCUGACAUACGUGACUGGAAGCCUUCAGCGCACACACCAAGUGAGACAUUCUCCUUCGUCCUGACUGGAGAAGACGGGAGCCGCUGGUUUUGUUACUGCCGUAAGAUCCUGCCCAGCGGAAAGGGCAAAAGGCUCCCCGAGGUUCACUGUGUCGUCAGCAAGUUGGGCUGUUUCAACUUGUUUGCCAAGAUUUUGGAGGAGGUGGAGCGGCGGCGAGAGAUUUCCCCGGCGCUAGUUUACCCUUUUAUGCGCAGUGUGAUGGAAGCGCCUUUCCCAGCUCCAGGCCGCACGGUCAUGGUCAUGAGUUUCCUUCCUGGCACUGGGAAUGAGGUUCUGACUUUGUGUCGUCCCGUCGACUCCAGACUAGAGCAUGUGGACUUUGACACUCUCCUCCAGUGUCUCAGUGUGGGGAAACUUCUGAAGGUGUUCGCCUCCCUUUUGCUUGAGAGGAGGGUCAUCUUUGCUGCUGAAAAACUUAGCGUGCUGUCACGUUGUGGCCACGCGGUGCUGGCGCUGCUGUACCCGUUCACCUGGCAGCACACUUUUGUGCCCGUGCUUCCGACCAGCAUGUUGGACAUCAGCUGCUCCCCCACACCUUUCCUAAUCGGGGUGCUAGCCCCAAGCUUGCCCCAGGUUCUAGAACUCCCUAUAGAGGAGGUGCUCAUUGUGGAUUUGUGUGCAGAUGAGAUUGUCACUCAGCUCGGGGACGAGGACUGCAUCCUGCCCAGUAAACUGCAAGCAGCACUGCAGCAGAUUCUGGAGGAGCGCCAAGAUAUUCUCGAGCAGGAGGACGGAGACACGUCUGAAGGCCAGCCGGUGGACCUGUGCUCUCUGGUGUCGGAGGCCUUUGUGCGCUUCUUCGUGGAGCUGGUGGGCCACUACCCUCUGCACAUGGUCGAGUCGUCCAGCGGGGGCCGCGAGCUCCAUCGCGAGAACUUCCGCAAGUCUCACCCGUCGCGCGGCGUCCGUCAGUUCCUGCAGCUCUUCAUGGAAUCUCAGAUGUUUGCCGGCUUCAUUCAGGACAAAGAGCUGCGCAAGGGGGGAGGACGAGGGCUGUUUGAAGUCCGAGUGGCGGAAUAUUUGGACUCUUUUCCCGACCCAGAACCGAGCGGCGUGAACAAGUUUUUUAAAGGACUUGGGAACAAGAUGAAGCUUCUACAAAUGAAAUGAAAAUGAUGGCAGAGCUUUUGUGAAGGAAACACGUGUGACUGUUUAGGAGGUGAUCAAUUCAGCUUGAAACGUCUUCUCGCUUAUGUACGUGUAAAAGAGAGUCAGCAUUAAAUUUCUUGUUCAUGUUUAAUAAUUGGAAUCUUGCGAUGAAUGUUACAGCGUUCUUCUAGUUUAGUCUUAAUCUGCAUGCGGAGUGUUAAUAAUGUAGUGUGUUUAGUCGCCGUCUGGCGAAUGUUUUUGUACAUAGUGGUUUGUAGAAAAGGGUGCUUGUUUGCAUCUGAUCUUCAAAUUAAGAUUUUAUUCUCUGACCAGAAUAUUUCAGUGUCAGAAUGAGUCUCCUCUCCCCCAACCGUGAACUGGAUUUGUACAUAUUUAUUUUUUUAUAUACAUUUUGCACAUUAAGAACCUGUGAACUUUUUUUGUAAUUAAAUCAUCAAGGCUCCCAAUUGAGUUGGCUACAAGAACAUUAUUGUA